UACCUCAAGGGUGUACGAGCAACAAUUAAUAAAGCAAUGAAGCUAGCAGUCAUUUUCUUACUACUGUUUGUGGGAAAUGGGUUCACGGCAGUAAUCCAGUCACAGGAACCCAAUCUCCAAGAUCUUGUCGAAGACAUACACGACAAGAUCUUUGCGUUCGAUCAUCGUACAUAUCUGGAUGCCAUAUCCAGGUCCGAGGGCGCUCAGGAAUUCAAAGCCAUGGAAAAGCUUAAGAAAACUUUGAAGCAGGAGAGAUUCGCGGAUACUGUUGCUUUGUUAACAAUGGAGAACAGUAGCGGUGAAAUUUCUUUUCAUGUCGCUUCUAAUAUAAAGAAAGUAAAAGAUCCCACACUUAAGAGCAUCCUUAAAGAAAAUAACUUGGAAUUUGGAAUUCGACAAGAGCAUCGCCAUAUUAUUGUUGAUACUAUUCAGAAGUGGUCAGCACAAUCUGGGCGGCAGGGAUUAAACAAAAUAUAUCUUGUGGAAUCUGAUUUCGAGCCGGAAACGAUGACAGCCAUGCGAGCACCACAUGCCGAAAUGACACUGUUGAAACACUCCUUGAACAUGUUCUUACGCGGUGAGGGAAAGCCGACGAAAAUUGCCACGUCAAAAACACCUUGCGAACCUUGUAGGGAUACUAUGAGAGAAGUUAAUGAAGUCUUGGGAACACUUGACUUCGAAGAUUGGGACAAUGAAUCCGCCAAGAAAGGUCUCGCUGUGGAAAAAGUCAAAAACUGGCUUCUUCCGCGACAUAUUAAAGUUAAAUCAGAACCACUAACUGAAAACGCUCCACGGCUAAGCCAGGAAAACAUUAAAGAUGACAAAUUUUUUACAACCACUGUCUGCGACAGGGGUAGACUAAAUGGGCAUGCUAAAGGAACUCCCGAGUAUAAAGCGGCGAAAAGAAUGUUGAAGCGAUGUCAAUCCGCCGGAGGAAAUAAGGCUUCCAGAAGAUUGGUGCAUCGUGGGCGAGUUCAGCGAAAGAAGCUUAAUUUAAAAUACAAAGGUGUUCACAGUGUUGCCGAUUUACGAAGGAAAUUUAAUUCAAAGUGGUUAAUCCGAGAGAGGAUUACGAAAGGAAAAUUUGUGUAA
Molecule: messenger RNA, 1092 nt
Organism: Folsomia candida
Lineage: Eukaryota; Metazoa; Arthropoda; Collembola; Entomobryomorpha; Isotomidae
Exons: 6
Coding region: 37-1092 (351 amino acids)
Molecular function (GO): hydrolase activity; zinc ion binding
Source: RefSeq, a predicted model, not a curated record